Molecule: messenger RNA, 2081 nt
Organism: Onychostoma macrolepis
Lineage: Eukaryota; Metazoa; Chordata; Actinopteri; Cypriniformes; Cyprinidae
Gene: ppp1r8a
Product: protein phosphatase 1, regulatory subunit 8a
Exons: 7
Coding region: 657-1730 (357 amino acids)
Cellular component (GO): nuclear speck
Molecular function (GO): protein binding; mRNA binding; protein serine/threonine phosphatase inhibitor activity
Source: RefSeq, a predicted model, not a curated record
CCACUAUCCAUACAGUUAUCAGUAAGAAAAUCAAUAUUGCAACUACGUUUUGGUGCAAAGUGCCAAUAGUUUUCCCUUUAAAUUUGCUAUAAAAUAUAUUUAACUUCUAUACAUUAAGCUUCUUAAAGGGACAGUUCACCCAAAAAUGAAAAUUCAUCAUGUUGUUCCAAACCUUUAAACUCACUAGAAGAUAUUAAGAUAUUAGGCUCUAGUGACAUAAUUUUAUGUUGAGUGGUGUGAAAGUAGGCCUUGCAGUCUUGUAAAGGGACCCCAAAGGUGCCCAUAAAAUGCCUAAAAUAAUUACAAAUUAACUCAGAGGAAUGAAAAGGCCAUUUAUUUUUUGCAUUCAGUCAAGAUGCCAUGUCAGUAUCAGUGGAAUGGAAGGUCUGUUCUACAAAACUGAAUAGACUGGCUGCCAAUAUAGAGGUGAGUUAACAGAGGUUGUUGAGACAGAGUCAAAAGUGUCUUUACUAAAACCUAUUUCUUACAGAUAAUACCAUAACGCGGUCACUGCAUUUAUAAAUUAUCCUCUUGGUAUAGGACGUUAUUUUAAAAACGAAAAAAAAAAAAAACUGAAUCAGUCACCAAGUCCAUAAGCUACAUUAGGUGUCAAACGAGCGAACUACAAUUCCCACAAUCCUCAGCGAAAUCUGGUAAUGUUUACCCAGCAUUCUCCGCGACUGUGCAAAAUGGCGGCGAAUGCAAGCACAGACACAGCUGUCUUCGACUGCCCGUCAUGGGCAGGAAAACCUCCACCUGGACUCCAUCUGGACGUGGUUAAAGGAGACAAAUUAAUAGAGAAGCUGAUCAUCGAUGAGAAGAAGUUCUAUCUGUUCGGGAGGAACCCUGACCUCUGUGACUUCACGAUAGACCACCAGUCGUGCUCGCGAGUGCAUGCGGCGCUGGUCUACCACAGACACCUCAAGAGAGUGUUCCUCAUCGACCUCAACAGCACCCAUGGCACAUUUCUGGGCAGAAUCCGGCUCGAGCCCCACAAACCUCAGCAGGUGCCGAUCGACUCGACCAUGUCUUUCGGAGCGUCCACACGCGUCUACACGCUGAGGGAGAAACCGCAGACACAGAGCAGCUCCAGCACAGGAGACAGUAAAGGAGUGGAGGACGAGGAACUGAAGGGGCUGCUGGGACUGCCGGAGGAAGAGACCGAGCUCGAGAACCUGACAGAGUUCAACACGGCUCAUAACAAACGCAUUUCUACACUCACCAUUGAGGAGGGAAACCUGGAAAUCCAGAGACCCAAGAGGAAGAGGAGAAGCUCACGAGUUUCCUUCAGUGAAGAAGAGGAGAUCAUAAACCCAGAGGACGUGGACCCGUCUGUAGGACGCUUCAGAAACAUGGUGCAGACGGCUGUGGUUCCUAUUAAGAAGAAGAAGCUGGAAGGUCACGGCACGCUGGGAUUGGAGGAAAGCGUAGCGCGCCGGUUACAGAGCUUCCCGCUGAGCGCCGGGCUGUACGGAGACCUGCCGCCCGCCAGCCACGAGGCCGCAGGACAGGGCGGCUCGUCUGCCAUCACCGGCGGGAUGCCCCUGCCCUUCCCCAACCCCGCCCCGGAGGUGGACCUCUCGCCCACGACGGCGCAGCCGCCCGCUGUGCUGAACCCCACUCCCGCUCCCGGACCCUACUCGGCCGAGCCGCUCAACGAGCCGCGCAAGAAGAAGUACGCCAAGGAGGCGUGGCCUGGCAAAAAGCCCACCCCCUCCCUGCUGAUUUAACAUGGGACACACAAACUGUGACAGAUCUGAAGAUUACAUCUUGGAGUUCGUUUGAAGUUAUUGGUUCCAAACGGAACUUUUCUGAUACAUACUUCAUUAGUGCUGUCAAACGAUUAAUCGCGAUAAAAGAUUUUGUUUACAUAUGACGUGUGUGUAUUGUGUGUAUUUAUUAUGUAUACACUGCCGCUCAAAAGUUGGGGAUCAGUAAGAUUUUUAAUGUUUUUUAAAGAAGUUUCUUCUGCUCAUAAAGGCUGUAUCUAUUUGAUCAAAAAUGCAGAAUAAAAACUUAUUUUGUGAAAUAUUAUUGCAAUUUAAAAUAACAGUUUUCCAUUUUAAUAUACUUUAAAAUAU